UUUGUAAACAAAAUAUAAAUGACCAAUAUAUAUAAAUAAUAAACAACGCACAGCAACAACAACGAAUACGGACACAGAUAUUGAAUGUGGCCUCAUCAUCAUCAUCAUCAUCAUCAUUGUCCUUGGCAGAUAAUAUUGCAGUGCAGGAUAAAUUAUGGUCAAUUCAUUAUCAAUGUCAACAUCAACAUUAGUAACAACAACAACGAUGAUAAAUAAUAAUGAAAAUAUGACAAUUUCUCAUGUGGCUUCUGUAGCUGAUGAAAAAUUUGAUGUUUUACAACAGGAAAAUGAUUAUUUAAUACAGAAUAUAAUUUAUUCAAUACUUUAUUCAACAGUAUCAUUAGCUGCAAUUGGUGGUAAUAGUAUUGUUAUCUAUUUGAUUAUAAAUUUUCGCCGUAAUCGUCGUUCAGUAACGGAUAUGUUCAUAUUAAAUUUAGCCAUUGGUGAUCUAUUGAUGGCAAUAUUAUGUAUACCAUUUACAUUUACGGCAAAUCUAUUAUUCCAUGCAUGGCCAUUUGGUUCAUUAAUGUGUCGUUUAGUAUCAUACGCUCAAGCUGUUUGUGUUUUCAUUUCGGCAUAUACAUUAGUGGCAAUCAGUAUUGAUCGUUAUAUUGCCAUUAUUUAUCCAUUAAGGCCACGUAUGACUAAACGUCAUAGCCAAUAUUUAGUUGCAUUUAUUUGGUUAGUUGCUCUUUUGACACCAUUACCAACUGCCUUAUUAUCACGCCUAAUGUUACAACAACAACCGAUUACGACUGAAACAUCAUCAAAUAUUAUUGAUAUUAUUGACCUAGAAAAUAAUCAAACAAAUCUUUCCUAUUCAUCAUUAUCAAUCAUGAAUCAAACAUUCGAAUCUGACAAUUAUCGCCAACAACAACAACAACAACACGUGUUAAAUAAUAAUUCGUUUACAGAAUUGAUUUCACAAACACCAGAUUUACCUCAUAUUUCGGCAAAAAUGUUAAAACAUUCAGAGAUAGUUAAGCUAAAAAAUUUAUCAUCAUUAAGUAAUGAUAAUUCAUCCAUAUCAUCAUCAUCAUCAUCAUGGAUGUCAAUGGAACCGGAAACAUCCUUUUUUAUCAAUGAUUUAACCGGUUAUGAUAGUGAUAAUAAUGCAUUCAUUUGUCAAGAAGAUUGGAAUAAUAAUCAUGAAUAUCGUACAUCAUAUUCUGUAUUAUUAAUGAUAUUACAAUAUAUAUUACCCUUUACCGUAUUGGUAUUUACAUAUACAAGAAUUGGUCUUAUGAUAUGGGGACGACAAACACCUGGUGAACGUGAUGGUGGACGUGAUGCGCGUAUUGCUGCAUCAAAAAGAAAGAUGGUUAAAAUGAUGAUCACAUGUGUAGUGGCAUUUACAUUAUGUUGGCUACCAUUGAAUAUAUUCAUUAUAAUUGGUGAUCAUUAUCCCAAUAUCUAUCAAUAUGAUCAUAUUGAAUAUAUAUGGGUUGCAUGUCAUUGGUUAGCUAUGUCACAUGCAUCAUAUAAUCCAUUUAUUUAUAUUUGGAUGAAUCAAAGAUUUCGUAAUGGUUUUCGUUUUGUAUUACAACGUUGUUUUUGUUGUACAAAUUCAUUACAUUCAUCAUCCUUAAGUGGUGGUACAGGUGGUGGUGGUGGUGGUGGUGGUGGUGUCGGUGUUAUUACAAGUCAUACUAUUCAUAAUAAUCAUAAUCGUAAUCGAAUUGAUGGUGAUUUAGCAACAACAAUUGGUUGUGGUGGCGAUGUUGAUGAUCAUCAUAUUACAGAAUGUAAUCAACAACAACAACAAAAACAAUUAUUAAUGCUGAUAUAAUUACAACGAAUGCACGUGAUAAUAAUGAUAAUCAUCAUCAUAUAAAUCGAAUGAAUAAAUAUGGUAAUAAACAUUAUCGAUCAUCGAUGUUAAUGUCGGAAUUAACAUCAUCAUCAUCAUUAUCAACGAAACAACAAAAAUCAUCAAUAAAUGGAAAAUUUAAUCGUUCAUUAUCGAUGACAAUUGCAAGAAACUUUGAUCCACGAUUAAUUAUAAAUGAACAAAAAUUACCAAAAAUGGAACAGCCAUCAAAAAAGAAAAAAGUCAAUAUCAUGAUUCAAAUU
Dermatophagoides farinae (American house dust mite) is the source of this 2073-nucleotide messenger RNA. RefSeq lists its product as uncharacterized. NCBI's taxonomy places the organism in Eukaryota, Metazoa, Arthropoda, Arachnida, Sarcoptiformes, Pyroglyphidae. Gene Ontology annotation, cellular component: membrane. Gene Ontology annotation, biological process: G protein-coupled receptor signaling pathway. Gene Ontology annotation, molecular function: G protein-coupled receptor activity. The record is from RefSeq and is a predicted model, not a curated record.